AUGGUUUUUGGAAUAGGACUGGUUGUCAAUGCGGUCCUUGUGGCCAUCCCAAUUGGGGGAACCGUUGGAGCUCUCAUGGGCCUUGACGCCCACCGAGCCGCUACGGGUCAGAAGCCUCUAUUCACCGGGGGGGACAACAACGAUAGCGGCGACAUCGGUACCGGCGGCGGCAGCACUGGCGGUGGUGGCAGUGGUGGCGGUCAUAACACUGUCACGAAUAACGGCGUGGAGAACACCAGGUAUUGCGAUCUGUCUUGGGGAAUCAACCCACCGUCGAAAACCGAACAAUUCACUCUGAAUCCCAAUCAAUGGGGUGUGACAAAAGAUUCGACAGGAAAUGGGCUAUGUAUGAAUAUCACAACGUUGGUCAACCAGACCUAUGCCGCCCAGACUGCUCCCGAAUUCUCCGUCACCUGGCAAUUUGACCCUGGCCCGGAGACUUCACCUGUCCACGGAUACCCGAAUAUUCGUGUCGACGAUGUGUUGCCAAAGAAGAUGGAUCAGAUCUCGGAAUUGUACCUUGACCUGAGUUGGACAUAUGGAGUGGGUGACACGGUCGCCGCGUCAACAGAUGUAACAGCGUUGAGCAAGGAAAAUCUUGCUACAAACGUCGCUAUUGAUAUGUUCUUGGACGCCGAUGCCGACAAUGCCAAGAAUGGGACUCAGGCGAAAUUCGAGGUCAUGGUUUGGUUCUGGAUGUCCAGCGUGGAGGCCCAGCCCCAUGGAUGGGGGAACCCAGUAAUGAACAGGACCUUGGAAGGAACGGAAUUCAAACUUUACGCUGGCCAAAAUGACAACAAGCAGUACGUUCUGUCCUGGGUUCCGGAAGGGGCCAUCGAGAAGUUCACUGGAGACAUCUAUCCUCUCAUCACCGAUCUGUACAACUUUGGAGGAAGUGACUACCCGGCCAGAGAUGACUACCUUGGCAGUCUCAGUUUCGGAACAGAAGUAUACUCGGUGAACAGCAAUGUCACCUUCUGGGCCGAGAAGUACAAGAUCGACAUCAAGAGUUGA
Penicillium digitatum Pd1 is the source of this 1014-nucleotide messenger RNA. Its product is annotated as glycoside hydrolase family 12 protein. Gene Ontology annotation, biological process: polysaccharide catabolic process. Gene Ontology annotation, molecular function: cellulase activity. The record is from RefSeq and is a predicted model, not a curated record. Lineage: Eukaryota; Fungi; Ascomycota; Eurotiomycetes; Eurotiales; Aspergillaceae.